AUGGUGGGCAGGCAGGCAUGGCAGGCAGGCAUGGCAGGCAUGGCAGGCAUGGCAGGCAUGGCAGGCAUGGCAGGCAUGCAUGACUCCCUGCGGCUGCCCGCCGUCAAGAUGCGCUGGCGGGAGAAGCUGCAGACGCAGCGGGUGAAGAGAGCACUGUCCUUCCGCUGGUCGCGAGCUUUCUCCGGCGAUGCGCUGCCCGUCUCUCCCACGCACAAGGGGGAGGCCGGCCCGUCGGAGGGCCUGGCGUCCGUGGAGCGGGCCCUCACCUACUACCGCGCCAUCCUCGACAAGGGCGUCCUGGAGCUGCUGCCGGGCACGGCAAGCCGGGUGCUGGAGGCCGUCUGGAGCCUUCUCUCCGGCCUGCCGCCCCAGCCCCUCAGCCCGGAGGUAGCGUGGCGCGAGCGGCGAGUGUACCGCUCGCUCACGGACCUGGCGCGCUGCUCGGACCGCUUGCUGGUGGGGGGCCGCCCCCCCGAACACUCGGCCGCUCUCGCCGUCACGCAGCGCGUGUCCGACAGCCUGCGGGAGCUGCUCCGAGUGAUGCAGAAGCAGGAGGAGAACGCCCCCCCUGCGGACGAUGUGGACGGACGCUCGCUGACAGCGCACGGGCCGGACGCCGCCGAGCCGACGUUGGACCGCUCCGCCACGCUCCCCACGCAGCACAGCCUCUCCCUGGGGGUGCUGCUGGAGACGGACGUCGGACCGGGCCCCCCACCCAAACCUCCCAGGCCGCGGCCCCCCGAUUUCCUCUCCGCAACCGCCCUCACGGUGCCCAGCGUGAGCCUGUUCGCGAGGCGCGUCGCGGGCCACACCGCCCUGGUGCCCGUGGCCACCGUGCUGCCCAUGUGCCGCCCCGUGGGGGGCAGCCUUCCCCGCGACGGUGGCGUCGUCAGCUGUUCGCAGGAGGCGCCGUGUUCCACGCGGUGCUGCACCCUGCCGGCGCUGCUCAGCAAGUCGCCCCUCGUCUCUCCUCCUCCGGCGCCGACGUCGGCGACGCCGGCGGUGGCAGCCGCGGCGGCGGCGAUGUCGCCGGCAUUGGCGGCGGCACCCCUGGAGAUGCGCGGCACGUGGAGUCGCUCGGAGGAGCUGCUGGUGUCGGGCGCCGACGAGCCAAGGAGCGGCGCCGGCGUGCUGGCCUUGCACACCAGCAUCGAGCUGCUCGACCUGGAGAGCGAUGGGUGCUCCAUGCCGGAGUUCCUGCCUCCGUGCGACGGGUGCUGCACCCUGCCUGCCUGGCACAGACAUCAUCAGCAGCAAGAGGAGGAGCAGGGUCCGCUGCUUCUCUCCGAGCCGGUGUAUCCCUCCUACCCUCGCCGCCGCCACCGCCACAACGACGACGACCACCACCACCGCGACGACCUCGGCGCCACUGCCACCCUUCCCAUGAACCGCAGCCGCUCGGGUCGGCCGUCCGUGUCGCCACCACCGCCGCCCCGUCACGCGAAGCGGAGCGAAGAGGGCGACCGUCCGCCGCCGGCAGGAACGCAGUGCGGCGGCGGCGACGACGGCGGCGAAUACGACGGCGGCGGCGGCCCUCCGCCUCCGCAGCUGCCGCAGAAGAAGAGGCGAGCGUCGGACACGGGGCGCGCGUCGCUUCCGUCGGCGCUGCUGCUCGCUCCGUCGGGACUGGCCGCGGCGCCGCCACCGGCCUUCUUCUCCUCCUCCUCCGUCCUCCUCGCCGCGUGUCGCGAGGAGGAGGCGGAGGAUCCGUCGUCGUCCUCGCCGCCGGCGUCCACGUCGGAGGCCGCGCUCACGCCGGGCAUCUUCACGCCGCUCGGGCAGCUGGCGCCGCAGCCGCCGUGGGAGCUGCAGCAGCGGCAGCAGCAGGAGCUGUUCCCGCACGAGCUCUCGGUGGAGCCGGCGCAGCAGCCGCCGCCGCUGCCGCAGAAGAAGAGCAAGAUCCAGACCUACAUGCAGCUGCUGUCCGACUACGCGCUGCCCGUAUCGAGCUCUGCUCAGCUACCUCCGACACCGUUCGCGCCGUUCAGCCCCUCGUCUCCGCUGCCCUCGCCACUCUCCUCCCCCUCGGCGUCGCCGCUCUUCGCCUGCUCGGCCUUGCCGCCAGCCCUGCCGCCAAAGCGCCGGCAAACCAUGGUGAUUGUGACGGAGGUCUGUCCACCGGUCGUUCCAAGCGAGCGGUUCGUUGCGUCCGGAGGUCGACCCUUUGGCGACCCCGAUAGCCCCGGGACUCAGGCGGCCAACGACGAGGUGUUUACGCUGGAGCGCGAGGAGGUGACGGGAGAGUCUCGAGCGCUCUCAGUCACCGAUUUCACGGAGCUGCACGCCGGGCUCGUCUUCAAGAAGGAGGGAGAGGACGGGCCGAACCUAAGGGGCGGCUACGUCAACUCGCUCCUCGUCUACGCCACCGUGGAGGGCAGCGCUGGCUUCCGGGACGUGUUCCUCAUGACGUACCGCUCCUUCCUUUCGCCCAAGGAGCUGUUGCAGAAGCUGCUGCUCCGGCUUGCCAAGUUUUGCCGCGCUUCGGGAGCGGAGGAGCUGAUUGGACGAGACACGCUGCACAUGACUCUGCGCGUCGUGCAGGAGCUACGCCCGCGGGAGCUGUCGCGUGAGCUGCUGUCGCUGCUGCUGGAGGCGAGCUGCUCGCUGCUCUCCGGGGGGGACCUGGGGGGCGCGCGGCGCCUGCGUGAUGCGGUGCUCGCCAAGGCCGAGGAGCGGCGCCUCGAGCAAGCGGUGCCGCCCGCAUCACCGCUGUCGGCGCGCAGCGUCUCGUCCAGGAAACGGACGCUGCUCGACUUCCCGAGCCAGGAGCUGGCGGAGCAGCUGACGCUGCUCGACUCGCAGCUCUUCCUCAAGAUACAGAUCCCGGAGCUGCUCAUGUGGGCGCGUGACCAGGCGGAGGAGCAGAGCCCGAACCUGGCUCACUUCACAGAGCACUUCAACGCCGUGUCCUACUGGGUUCGUUCGAUCAUAAUUCAGCAUGAAAGGGCACAAGAUCGGGAGAAAAUGCUGAUUAAAUUCGUCAAGAUUCUCAAGUGCCUCCGGAAGCUGAACAACUUCAACUCGUACCUCGCCAUCCUGUCGGCCGCUGACUCGGUGCCAAUCCGCAGACUGGACUGGCACAAGCAGACGAGAGAGCGGCUGGCGGAGCACACGAGCAUCAUGGACAGCUCGUCAUCGUUCCGCGCCUACCGAGCGGAGCUCGCCGACGCUCAGCCGCCAUGCAUCCCCUACCUUGGGCUGGUUCUCCAGGACCUCACGUUUGCCCACCUGGGAAACCCCGACACCAUCGACGGGAAAAUCAACGUGGCCAAGUGCUGGCACCAGUUCUCCAUUCUCAGCACUGUGCAUCGAUUCCAGCGCUGCCGGUACCAGCUGAAGCGCAGCGAGACCAUCAUCGCGUUCUUCAACUACUUUGGUGACCACCUGUCGGAGGAGGCCCUGUGGGAGCUGUCGGUCAAGAUCAAGCCCCGCAAAGUCGCUCCGCGGCGCAGCAGCAGCGUGCGCGAGCCGGCGCGCUCGUGAGCCCCGGGGCCACACCGACCCUCCCACGCUUCGAGAGGCGUGCCGGCCGCCGCCAGUUGCGUACGAGCGGUGCGCCGAGUUCGCGUUACACGCGUGGUGGUGGUGGUCGGGACCGAUGGGGGCGCACGGAUGGACGCAGGAAUGACGACGCCGCCGAAAAAAGAAAAACUUGACGAUCGAGUGGAAGCUCGAAUUUCGUGAAUCGUGAUAACCUGUCAAAUCACUCGGUGGCGGGGAGGUGCUAGGAUUUGUGUGAAGACACAACCGACGCACCAAGCGACAAUUCUGGAUCCAUUCGUAACAUCCGAGUCUCGAAAAUUAAUUUGUCAGACUGCACAGGGGGACGGUCGGGGGGAGGAGUGGGCGAAGCGUUGCCUUUGUCUCGCGGGACGAGCCCGUGUCCUUUCGGGACUCUGGCGGUGCGUCCUGUCACCCAAUGUGGUGUUUGCCGAGUGGGAAAUGCUCGCACGCAUCUGCUGCUGCUUCUCCUGCCCUCUCGUGAAAAAAUAUGGAAAGGAAAAUGUAGCGAUGGUCCAUGAUGAUGGUGAUGGCGGGGGUGAUGAUGUUGUACCAGUGCCAUACCCUCUCCAUUUGUAAAAAAAGAAUGUGUUUACCACGAAUCAAACUGACUUUAAGUUUACAGAAUUAAUACCUUUUUUGUUAAGCUUCUGGCUGCAGUGCCGAUGUAAAAACACAUUGCUGUGAAAGAGCCUUGCCACAUGACGUUCGAGGGCUCGCCGUGCGAGAAAGAGAGGCUUCUGGGACGAACAAACAUCGACCCCGAGAGGAAGGUCCGCGAGGUGGACAUGCCGGUCGCUGCUGGAAGUCGUUGCGAUGAGCGAGUCUGAGGCCGGCAUUUUCAUCUUUGUCGUACGGAAGUGAGCGUCGAUUCACUUGCUGGACAUCUGUGAAAAAGAACCACGCAGCUCAUCGGAUUCCUCCAGUCUAGAUGAAGAUUCUGAUUCCGUCGCGACCGGAGGCACACUCUUAACGGGAAUCGAGAUAAUUUAACAAAGGAAUAUCCGUACUACUUGUAAGGAUCGCCAUAAAUCACGACCAGAACUCAUGUGUGCACUCAAGGGGACUGGUAUAGUUUGUCAAGGGAGCCGUGUGUACAAACCAGGCUUUGCCUUUUAAAGUCAACAAAAUGUAAAAAAACUGCGUACAGUGUUGCUGAGACUGUAAUAUAAUGGCUUCUACGGGCUGUAUGUAUGCGUGUACAUAUAUUCCUCUGUAAAGCCUUAUAAACGCCUGGGCCAAGUCCUGUUUACAAGCACCUAAUGACGUUCAGCACGGUGCACAAGGGAACAGUGCUGCGAUCAGCAUCGCCCCACGCAUGGUCGCCUUUAUCUCCCCGGCGCUGACACUGCUCAUAUUGACACACUGUGCUAGGCACUCAUCGAAGGCUGAGCUGGGGCUAAGCGGAGGCCCCAGGACAAGUUCUAAAAGCAACCUGCCACCGAUGUUCACUUUGUUGUUUUGUUUAAUACGCAGCAGGCGUUUGUGACCAAUGCUAUCCAUAAUAGAGGUGUUUGUGUUAGAUCGCGUAAAUAUGAAUGUCGUUAAACCCGCCAUCACCAACAAAAUAUAACGAAUUGCCAUAUUUUGUUUACAUGACAAACCUCACUAAUUGGCUGUUUGAGGCGGUGGUGGGUUUUGACGGCACGCAUUUAUAUUUACGUGAUCUAGCCAAAAAAAAAGCCCCUUCUGGAUUUGUUGUUUUUGUUAGCACCGAGCGCAAAGCCACCGCGCGAUGGCCGCCCUCCACCGGGGCAAAACGCAAAACGAACAUCGGUGCUGGCAAGACAAAGGCAGGUCGCACUACGCCGUUGCAAAUCCACAAAUAGGUGCUCGCCGACGGGACUUUCCCCACAAAAGAUGUAAUUUACGGCAAUAGGCGCAAGAGAUCGAGUCCUUUACGGUUCGCGUGUGCGUGUAAAUGUAUGUGUACAUUAUAUAUUUAAAAAAAGGUAUAUAUAUGUUAUGUAUUAACCUACAGUGGUGCUAAACCCGUAUCCGCUUAAUGAACGAACGUUGUGCUGGCGUCCUCGAAUCGGUCCAAUGAGCGCGUUGCCCCCCCCCCCCCCGACGUCGCCGAGAUUUUUUUGCGGAGAUUGCCGCGCAGCUACGGCAUCGGCGGCAGCCACAACUCUUUUCACGUGCAACUCGCGUGUGCCCUUGGUGUAAGGGAACGAGCAACAGAGAGAUAGACGGGGAGAAUGGAACUACACAAAAUCCACCCAGGAACGGACUCGCAGCUGUCGGGGGAUAGAAAACAAGUAAUGUCUGGUGAAACGAGCGGUACUCCUGUGUAUACGGUAUUUUGCGUAAAAACACCGAUAUACGGCCCAUCAUCACUCUGGGGUCGAUAAAGUAAGUACCACGUUGCGGAGAAGUCUCUUCGUUUCAUAUGGAUAGAUUUGCCUCACCCCCUCCUGCCCCCUGCCAUAGGAAUGAGGAAUUUUCUACACUGGCACCAAGGCUCCAAAACGGCGGGGGGUAGGGAGGGUGGAUAAGCACCACCGCCUUGAUGGUCGUUCGUGCAGGAAAUUGCUUCGAUGUUGUAGCCAGUCAAGCGAGAAAGAUGAAAAAACAUCGAUGGGUCGACGUGUAGACGCCGAUGUUGUCACCGCCGCCGUUCAGUGCUCGUCUUCUCCGAAGACUUGCGCAACGCGAGAGAGCCGUGUGAAUGCGGAUUCACUGCUUUGCUUUUUUCUUCUCUCCCCCCCCCCCCCCCCCUUUUACUGCGUGGAAAUUAAAAUGACGAGGUCCCAACUUUGUAAACUGCGGCGGCGGCGUCGGCGCGGACUUUUGCGCACUUGAGCGCGCGUCGCAGCGGGCUCUGGAGACUUGUUGUGAAUGGCGGAUAACUCGAGCACGUUCAACUGCAAGGAGAACAGUUACGCGCCAGUGUUGCAUUGCAAAGCCCAACCGUCUUGGACGUAGCGAGGUAUCCUAGGCGGCGUGGAAGCUUGCGGAUACUCUGCCAAUGAGUCGAACGAACAAACGGGGAAAGGUCGUUUGCGGGUUUUGGCGAAGGUGGACUUUGAGUCUCACUUUUCCGCCCGUGUGGUUUCCAUAUGACCCCCCCCCCCCACCCCAAGUGACCUUCCGUGCUUGGGAAACGUAAAGUUUUUUUCGAGUUGGUGAGACGCAAUCGAGCGACGAACUCGUCUCGCUCGUCUCUGCUUGGUGGUUGUGAAUAUUGACGGUGUGUGUGUGUACGUGUGAUGCAUGUCAACUGGGAGAGGGGGGGGGGCGAAAUUGGAUUUUUUUUUUACAUUGAAAGAUUUGUGUUGAAUGUCUUUAAGUCGUGGGUCGGAGCACUCCUUCAGUUCGACGACUUGUGCAUCACCUGCACUCCCACCUGCCCUCCACGUGACCGUGUUGGCGAGAGGGGCAGUUAGUGCACAUGUCCGUUUUGGUAAACGCGGCGGUUGUUCUUUGCAUCCUCGCCAUCAUCAUUAUUAUGAUGACCGUAUUGGAUAAUGCCGAGUUGUGUGUGACGGGUAACUGAAAGUCCUAUUCGGCCUUGCGGCUCGGUGGGGGGAGAGCAACCGGGCUCCUCUUAUCGGAAGGUUGAAAAUUCAAAUCCUGGUUGUGAGUGGGGGAGUGUUUGAACCCCAUCAUCCUCUCGAGAGGGGGGGUGGGGUGGUCGGUAAAAUACAUACCACAUUGUGGAGAAGAGGGCAACGGUGGUUGUCCUCUGGAGAGAAUUUGGCAUUUGGGAUGGCUGUGUGGGCCACUGCCGUGAAACCCCGGUUGGGAUUGGGAGAUCGUCACCUCGACUCGUUUUUACUUCGCUGUCGGGAAGGGACGUUCUCCCGGCCCCUGGUCUGUAACGUACUCUGCUCUGCGAUGUUGUAUUUAAGUGGGCAGAUUGGUGUCAUUUUUUUUACAAAUAAAUGUUUUAUUGUUUAUAUAUAUAUGUGUGUGUGCGCGCUUGUGAGAAUGCGUCGCGCGUGGGUUAUUAUCGUGUGGUUUACAUUUUGCGUGUCGCGUUUCCAAAAUCCCAGGACCUCGCUCGCACCCUUUCAUCUUAAAAUAUUUUUGUUUAAAUCCUCUUUUUUGGGGAAGUCAUCAGUUUAU
Messenger RNA from Lethenteron reissneri (Far Eastern brook lamprey), 7572 nucleotides. RefSeq names its product rap guanine nucleotide exchange factor 1-like. Gene Ontology annotation, biological process: Ras protein signal transduction. Lineage: Eukaryota; Metazoa; Chordata; Hyperoartia; Petromyzontiformes; Petromyzontidae. The record is from RefSeq and is a predicted model, not a curated record. Gene Ontology annotation, cellular component: plasma membrane. Gene Ontology annotation, molecular function: guanyl-nucleotide exchange factor activity.